This is a messenger RNA of Anolis sagrei ordinatus, 1506 nucleotides long. It is a transcript of the gene RPP40, whose product is annotated as ribonuclease P/MRP subunit p40. Gene Ontology annotation, cellular component: ribonuclease MRP complex; multimeric ribonuclease P complex. Gene Ontology annotation, biological process: tRNA 5'-leader removal; tRNA 3'-end processing; endonucleolytic cleavage in ITS1 to separate SSU-rRNA from 5.8S rRNA and LSU-rRNA from tricistronic rRNA transcript (SSU-rRNA, 5.8S rRNA, LSU-rRNA). Gene Ontology annotation, molecular function: ribonuclease MRP activity; ribonuclease P activity. The record is from RefSeq and is a predicted model, not a curated record. NCBI's taxonomy places the organism in Eukaryota, Metazoa, Chordata, Lepidosauria, Squamata, Anolidae.
CUCUCUCUCCCGGCUGRGCGUGACGUUCAGGCCCCGCCCCCUCCUUGGCCCUUCUCUCAGCUUGGGCGCGCGACCGGAGWGAAAAGGAAGAGGAAAGCAUGUUCGUCCCUCUGAGAUGGCUCCGCGAGACUCCCCGCCACCUGCUGGUGUGCGAGAGGAGCCACGUGCGGCACGAGCGCUCCCGCCACGCGGCGCACGUGCGCAGCCACGCCUUCAAUUGCCGGGUGUCCUUGUUGAUCCCUGAAUGUGGAAUGGUUCCAGAAAUACUGAAAAAUGCAGUUGGAGACUUUGGGGAGUACUACUUGGUGAAGAAAUUGCCCCUUCAUGAGUUUGUAACAGAGGAGUUUAUUAAUACAUUUGUGAAAAAAGGGUCAUGUUAUGCUCUUACAUAUAAUACAAGGAUUGACCAAGACAAUACUGCUGCUCUACUACCAACAGGCAAACUAAUUAUAUCAGUAGACAAGGACACAUAUGAAGAACUUGGAUUACAAGGCCAUCCUUCCCUUUAUUCUGGUAAAAAACCAAUGAGAUACAUUAUUACUGUUAACCUGACUGAUUUAGCCUCUGACCCUCAUAGCAAGAAACAUAGCAGAGUGAUUUGGGCCUUGAAAGAAAAAAAGCCCCUGGAGUUUGAUUUCUUAUUGGCCUGGCAUUACACAGGUUCAGAAGAAUUAAGCUUGAAAUCAUAUUUCUCCCAAAAUGAAAUACACACCUAUCAGCCAAAAAUAACAUUCAGCACAUUAAAAAAUGUCCAGUGUCCAGUGCUGGAGAAUAAUAAACUGCAAGGAGAGCCAGAAGCUGCGUGCAGUGCACAGGAACUCUUUGAAUGGCUUGGUGCCAUUUUUAAUAAUGUUGGUUUGGAAAACACAUCUUCUAGUUUCUUAUCAACCUAUUCCUGUCCUCAGCCAAGCACGCUGGUCGAUCAGGCUUUGUUGUGUACAAUAACUGGAUUUAUACUCCCAGAGAAGAUAACUCAUUUAUUGGAACAGAUAUGUUGCUAUUUUGAAGAACCAAAGUUGGCUCAGUGGGCUACUCUGACUGUGCAUGGCUUUGCUGACACCCCUGUUUCCUGGAGAGAAAGUGAACACAGUUUCUUAAAGGGGGGAGAGAAUUUAUACAAUUUUGUAAUUUUUAGGAGCUUGGACUACUGGCUUCAGAUGGCAGUAGGAGCGUAUGAUGAUUGUCCUUAAAAUAGUGGUCAUUGACACCACUCAAAGAUGUUACAUUAAAUAGGGUGUAAGAUAUUUAUUACAUGUCUGACUUAAAUAUAAUGUUUUAAAAAUGUUAUCAUAAUGUUUUUUUAAAAAAUUGAUCAGAAAACUGCAAUUUGUUUUUUAUAUAUUUUUGAGAAUUAUAUAGUAAGGUAAAAAAAUAAAGACUACAACAGUAAAAGUGCCUUUUUCAGAGUUAUGGUAUUUCGAUGAACCCCUGGCCUCACUGUGGAGCUGAUUUGUUUUGUUCUUUUGAGGACAUAAUUAAAAAUAGAAUAAAAAAGCAAUACCAAUA